Ruditapes philippinarum (Manila clam) is the source of this 1069-nucleotide messenger RNA. RefSeq lists its product as uncharacterized. The record is from RefSeq and is a predicted model, not a curated record. The transcript has 2 exons. Gene Ontology annotation, molecular function: protein binding. The coding region runs from base 33 to 410 and encodes 125 amino acids. NCBI's taxonomy places the organism in Eukaryota, Metazoa, Mollusca, Bivalvia, Venerida, Veneridae.
GUAUAAUCAAAGUAUAGACUUGUAUUCACGUAAUGAUGCAUUUAUGUGUGGUACUUUUGUUUCAAGCAUUUACUGCUGUAUAUGCUUAUCCUAUUGAAAAUUUAUACGGAAAAUUGUUGCAGCAAGUGAAUGAACUUCAAAGAACAGUGGCAAAAUUGGAGAAAUCAGUUGAACAAAGUAAUGUUAUGGCAAGAAAUAAACGAGCCGACGCCAGCCCUCCAGUCGGUAUAUCGUUUUCUGCAAUUCUAGAUGAUGCACUAUCUAAUAUCGUAAUUGGACAAACCAUCGUUUUCAACAAGGCGUAUAUCAACGACGGUGACGCAUAUGAUACAAAUACUGGAGUGUUUACCGUACCGAUUGACGGCGUUUACUUGUUGUCAUGCUUUGUUGGCGAGUACGGCCCUGCAUGAUCAGGUGUUGUUACAACUUCAAGUAAAUGGUAAAAACAAAGUGGAUGUUAUUGCAGAAGGUAUUCAGAACGAACAUAAUGAUCAAGGUGGAAAUUUAGUCAUUUUGAAACUUGGAGCUGGAGAUCGAGUCCUUAUACAAGCGUACGGUGUUCCUAAUGCUCUCAUCGACGGCGGUGCAGAUUAUAAAUAUACUUCAUUUUCCGGUGUUUUGUUGUAUGGUGCUGGUAUUUAGUUUCCUGUGAAUAUUAACAUAAAAUGAAUAAUUCACCAGAUGUUAAAUUAUCAAAGUGCUUGAAAAUUAAACUUAUUUGACUGCAACUCAUGAUGUAAAUUUAUGUCAUGAAUAGUAAGUUUUUUGUCCAUAGGGAUCUUCUCUAAUAGAUCACAAAGUCGCAGUUGUUGCCUUAUAGAGCUCAUCGGGGAUCUUCAUUCGACACAUUUCACUGAAUAGUACGCCAUUUUUUGAUUUUAUAAUAAAUAAUCUUAAAAUCAAACAAGAUACGAAGACUGUAAGACCUCAACUCAAAAGAUGAACAUUUAUAGGAGCCCUGGUAAUGCUUAUGUCAUACCCAUGGUUUGUAAAAAUCUUUUUGUUCUUAGAGAGUUAUUUAUGAACUUUUCAAUAUGUUCAGCCCGACCUUUCCUUAUUUUGCCAUUGA